AUGGGCGCCGCCAUCCUCAAGAGCUGCUUCCUGGUCGGCCACGCGAUGGACCUCCCGCACGAGCGGCAGCAGCAGCUGCAGCUGCACAGCCACAACCACAACCACAACUACCACCAGCACAAGCAGCGCAAGCAGCAGCCGCCGCCGCAGCAGACAAACUGCCGCGUCGUUAACGCAGCGAAGAAGGCGUCGCGGACGCACUCGAGCGCACAGGACGUUGCAACGCGCUUCACGACGCGAGCUGCCAGUUCCGUGACGUCCGAAGCCGCGACUACGUCCGAGUCGUCGUUCGUGUCGGACUCGCCGUCGCACGUGGUGAGUCCCGUGCUCCCCAUACACAUCCACGCGUCGCUCUCGGGCUUCCGAGCGCUCUUGCCGCCCCAGUACCUCCUUGAAGGCGUGGCGGGCAAAGGCACGACGUCGACGUGUUACAAGUGCGUGCGCACGACGGACAAUCGCCGCUUUGCGUGCAAAAUCAUUGAGAAGAAGCGACUGGCGUCGUCGAAGCGCAAGCGCCUGGAAGUCGCGACGCAGCUGCGCCGGGAAGUGAACGUCUUGCAGCGGGUCAAUCACCCGCACAUUGCCAAGUUGGUGCAAUCGUUCGAAGACGACGAGUUUCUGAUUCUUGUGAUGGAGCUGCUGGAAGGCGGCGAGCUCUUUGAUGCGAUCGUGCAGAAGGGACGCUUUGCGGAAGCCGAAGCCGUGCACGUUGCUCGCAGCCUCCUGUCGGCGAUCCAGCACAUGCACGAGCGAGGAGUUGUGCAUCGGGACUUGAAGCCGGAGAAUAUGCUGCUGGCCGUGUCGGCUACCCGUCGGAGACAGAAGGCGGUGCCGGACGUGCCACUGAACAUAAAGAUUAUCGACUUUGGGUUUGCCAAGGUGCUGAAAGAAGGCGCGACGUCGUCGUCGUUUCUCGGAACAGGCGGCUACUUGGCGCCCGAGAUUUUGCUGCGGCAGCCGUACAAUGCGUCAGUGGACAUGUGGUCCUUUGGCGUCUUGGCGUACUUGCUGCUGUGUGGCCGACUGCCGUUUCCAGCCACGACGCAGCUCCGACCCAACCAGUCGAUCCAGAUGCUGUACAAGCUCACGUUUCCCAGGCGGUACUGGCACGGCGUGAGUCCGCUGGCGAUUGACUUUGUGCAGCGCGUGCUGGUGCUCGAUCCGUCGGCGCGGCUCACGGCUUCUGAAGCGCUGGACCAUCCGUGGCUUCGAUACUAA
Hyaloperonospora brassicae is the source of this 1218-nucleotide messenger RNA. The record is from the annotation of a GenBank genome assembly. Lineage: Eukaryota; Oomycota; Peronosporomycetes; Peronosporales; Peronosporaceae.